Entrophospora sp. SA101 is the source of this 1080-nucleotide messenger RNA. NCBI's taxonomy places the organism in Eukaryota, Fungi, Glomeromycota, Glomeromycetes, Entrophosporales, Entrophosporaceae. The record is from the annotation of a GenBank genome assembly.
AUGAACACUAGCAUAGCAAAUAGAAGGUAUUCACCACAUUCAAAUUAUAAUAGUUCUUAUAAUACCACAUAUGGCAAUUCAUAUGGUGGUUAUGGGUCGUUGUCACCACAUUCUAGAUAUGGAUCAACGUACUCCUCCUCACCUUACAAUGGAUUUGGUGUUGGGUAUGGUAGUGGUGGUUCAUAUGGCUCACCAUAUAAUCGUUUUGGUGGAAUGGGAAUGAUGGGACCACCACUGCCAGGCGGGCAAUUUGGCAGACCAGAUGAUAUGAUGACGACGAUGUCGCUAACGCAAAGAAUCGAAGCCAACACAGCAGCAGGGUUUCAAAUGAUCGAAUCGAUGGUGAAUGUUUUUGGCGGUUUGGCACAAAUGUUAGAAUCGACCUACUUUGCUACACAUUCAUCGUUUAUGGCGAUGGUUGGCGUGGUGGAACAAUUUGCAAAUCUUGAAAUGUGUCAAGCACUCUAUGAUUUCAGGGGUGAGACACCAAUCGAAUUAACGUUUCAACGUGGUGAUAUAAUAGCUAUUAUGAGCAAGGUGGAUGAUACGUGGGGACAACCUUCUCAAUGGUGGAAAGGCCGAUUAAGAAAUGGCGAGCAAGGAUUUUUUCCAGCAAACCAUGACGAUAAUCAAUUGUUAUCGCCUUAUUCACACAAUCAAAUCCCACCAAUGAAUCAAAAGCUUCGAAUAGCAAGCUUUAAUAUCCGAUAUGAUUCUAAGGGUAUCGAUCCAUCCCCACGAGCCACGAAUGAAGGUUUCAUAAUCAAUCAGAAGCUAGAAAAACGUCAAGCAAAAGAACAACCGUGGAAUAUUAGAAAAUAUAAGGUUGCUGACACUAUACUGUUUCAUAAGAUUGAUGUCAUUGGCAUACAGGAAGCAAUCUAUUCGCAAAUUAAAGAUUUGGAAUCGUUGUUGGCUAAAAAUAAUGAUGAUGAUUGGGGCUGGGUUGGCGUUGGUAGACAUGAUGGCAAACCAGAUGGAAAUGAAGGGGGCGAGUUUACCCCUAUUUUUUAUAACAAAAAUCGACUGAAAUUAUUGGAUUUUGAACAUUUUUGGCUUUCUGAAUCCAUUUUUAUGUGA